AUGUCUAUCUUCAAUGCUCUCAAUUCAAACAUCGAAGGUGAACAAUAUGAGGCGGAGGAGCAUUCGAGAGAGCUGCAGAUCGAACAGAGUUUUAAGACUUUGCAGGAUGCUUUAAUUGAUCUAAAGAACAGAGAUUUUCAAAAAUCGGACAACAAAUUUCAAGAGCUCUUCCAAAUUGAUGUCGUCAAGCCUGAUAGGUGGGGGAUGUACCGUAACUCCUCUCCGACUUUAGAUAAUCUGCGUUAUCUAUGUUAUAGGAAUAGAGGAAUGUACUACCAUUUAUAUUUAGAGAAGAAUUAUGAAAGCUUGAACUCACAAGAGUUGGUUAAUUGUAUUCUAAAAGUAGUCGAGAACUUGGUGGAAUCCAUUCAACACAGCGAUGCAGAUUUUGCAAUUACAGAUUUAUUGGUUCGAAUCUUCAAAAGCUUCAAUAGUAUCAAAUUGGAGCGUUUGAUUUCAGAGUAUGAAUUUACUAAAGAAGAAAACCUUUCCCUUUUAUUGGGUCGUCACCGUAAGUUUAUUUUGAGUGAUUUGACUCUAAUGAUGAAUAAUUAUAUAGACCUCAUGGACACGUUAUUGGUUCCCAAUUUAUCAGAUAAGACGAUUUUUGAAAGAUAUCAAUUAGACAAGUACAAAGAUAUCAAGCCGGAGGCGCUAUCUUUUGGUCCAAUUCUCUCGAGGAUUUCAGAAAUGAAAAGGCAAGAUGAGGAAAUAAUGAAAGAAUUGGAUGUGUUUAAUGUCACGUUGAAUGAAGAAUCUUGGGACGACGUUGCGAAAGCUUUGAAAAACUUACUGCCCAGCGUUAAAACUUCGUCUCUCAUCGGUAGGAAUAUGGAUCCAUAUAACGAAAUUGAAGAACCCAUUGAAGCCGUUAGGUUCAAAUUAUCGGAAUCAAUUAAUAAUACACCUUCUUUAGAAAAAGAUUUUGAACAGCAAGAAGAAGAGCAAGAUAAAGAGAGCACACAAGUGGAGGAUAAGGAUGGCAAUUUAGUGCCAUCAGAAACCCAAGUCAGCGAAGAAUCCAGGCCUAACAAGAGGCCUGAUGAACAUGCAGAUACUGCGAAGCCUUUACAAAGAAGUAGUAAGCGUUUUAAAGAGAGGGAGCAGGAAAACUCAAAAGAGCUUGUCAUGGACGUUCAUAAGAAAUUUUUUGCUGAGUUCAACACGCUUUUGUCGUAUGUCCAUAUGCAACCGCUCUGUGAUUUUAACACAUUCACCUCCAAAUUCGUCACCGGCUAUGACCCUGGUCAACCGGAGACAUGCAUUCCUUAUGCUGAUCUUUAUGAGUGUUUAAGAUCUUGGAACAGCAGGUAUACUGAUAUUUUCAACCAAAAUGACUAUUUGUCUAGUGGUUCUAACGAAAAUGAAGAGCUAUUUCAACUAAAUGCUCUUUUGAAAUCCAAUGCAUUCGAUGAUAAAGACGGUUUUCCUAAAUAUUUGAGUGACCUGGAUACUAGUCAUGUCAAAUCCUUUAUUUCCGAAGUUAACGCAGGUAAUCUUCAUUUUCAUCAAGUGCGUUUAAAAUUGUUGUUUAAAUUGCUUGGGACCUAUGAUGGAGGAAAUGAAAGACGCCUUGUUAUAGAUUAUCUUUGGGAACCUCAGCUCCUGAAAACAGUUUUAUGGUUCGUUUUUGGAAUUGAAUCAAAUAUUUUUGCGUUUAUUUACAAAAACAAACUACAAUGUAAAUAUUUGGCUUUAUCGAUUUAUGAACUGCUAGUUAAUCAUUUAGGAAAUAUUGUCGAAGAAAUAACAAAUAAACGGAUUCAAGGACACAAGUCAGCAGAUUUGAAAAGUCAAAGAAACAAAAUUGAGAAAAGAAUUAGGUCUUGGCACGAGUUGCUAGAAGAAAUUGCUGAGGAAAAAGAUACCAAACUGUACGUUCACUUUCAGUGGACUCAUUACUGUUUCUUGCAGUAUACGUGUGAUAUCGUUGAUAAUAGGCUCUCCGAAACGUUGACAUCUUUAGAAAAUACUAUAGAAGUCUCAGACUCUUCUUUAGACGUCGCAUAUCCAAAUUAUCGUCAUAUACCGGCAUUGAAUUUAAACACAGUUCAAUCACAAAAAAGAAAAAUAAAAAUAAUACAAAAUAUAACGGUUGAAGAUAUUUCUGAAGACACAAGCUCUGACAAUUAUUCAGAAAAUCAUCUGGAGACGCUAGAGCGGGUUCUUUUGCAUAUACUAUACCCUUCGAUUAAAGAGCCAUCUAUCGAUGAGGAGAUGGUCUCCUUCAUCUCCAACUCGCCAUUCCUACUUAAAAUUAGGCUGUGGGGCGUUCUCUUCUCAUCAUAUGUUAAAAAAUCUAGCCUACGAGAUGUACAAAGGGUCUAUUUCCAUGUGCUUGACUUUAUGAAGAGCGCUUUAACAUCAGCCUUCUAUAAGGAAUCGAACCCUCAUGCAAGGCAUCAAAUGCUAUUGACUGUGCUAACAGCAAUCGGUUAUUUUUCUAGUCAACUGACCAAGAUCCUGAGCCUGAAUAGGUGGAAACAUGAUGACUUUGUGUUGGAGGACUUUAUGUUUGAGAAAUUAUUGCAAACGUUUUUCUUCUUUUACACCGUACUUUUUUAUGAAAGUUCUGCUGUUAAUGACAGUUCUAGUAAGUCAUUUUUCAAAAGAGCUUCAAGAUCAUCAGGAAAAAUGAAAGAUAUAAUAGUAGACCUGUCAACUCUAAUGCUCUACUAUUAUAAUAUCCAGGCAAACAGUAGUACACCAGCAGAACAAGGCAUUGAGACUACCGAAUUAAUUUGGUCUCUGCAUACUGUUUUUGGAUACUUCCAUUUUUGCGAUUCAUCAAAUGGUAAAUUUUUGGAUUUAUCUGAAAAACUGUUAUGUCAAUUCAUUAAUAACGAUUCAUUUUUACAAUUGAAACAAAUACUGUGGUGUAGAUAUCAUUACACUAUAGCUAGUGAUAAUUUCAGCCCCGAGUUGCAUGAUACGAAAGCUGUAGAAAUGGAAAAGAUCCAUUCUUUACCCCUGGGUACUUACCUUAUCAAAUUGCAAUAUCAAAACAAAAAUCCUUACCUUUCAUCAUCCAAGACUACCUUGAAGCAGAUUAUGGAUAAUAUCAUAGAAAAAAUUGGUGAUCCAUCGACCGUGGAUAAUCAUAUCAUAUCUAGAAACUCCUUUCUAUUAAAUGAAUACUUGUCGAGGCCAAUAACGGCAGACUUAUUGAAAAAUACAUUUUCUGGUGACACGAGUAUUUAUUUAACUACGCCACAUGAUGAAUUGCAACAAGGUAUGACAGCUGGUCUGUUCUAUGUAUCCAGUUUACAGUCUUUGGGUUUGUAUAAAAUGAGGAAAAAGUCCAUGCAAGCAAGACCUUCUGAGUUAGACUCCAUUAUCAGGAUGCUAAAGAAUGACAUUAUAUACAGCACGAAUCGUUUCGAAAGCUGGAUACUACUUGGGAAGUGCUACACUUAUAUAGUUGAAGAUGAUUUAAUUUGGACGUCAGAUAAAAUCACGGUUCCUGAUAAAAAAGAAGUUAUUGCUCUGACCCAAAGAAAAGCAAUUCUGUGCUAUUCAAUGGCUAUUUCCAUUUAUUAUAGUAGGCCGGAUCGAACUAACGAUGAUAAGAAGAUCAUACUAGAAGCGUUGGAUGAUUUAGGUUCUAUGCUAAUCAGCGGAUAUUAUAAACCUAUGAAUAAGCUUUGCUUCAGUUGGAAAAGCUGUGUUGAAAACACAAUGAGAUUAUCUGAGACUGGGGAGGUGAUGAUGGAAAAAACAAAGAAAAUUACCACAAUCUCAAAUUUUAACAUUGAGCAAAGUAUAUUUUUAUGUUUCAAUAGAGCGUGUUCUUUAUCGAACAGCAUCAAGUUGCAGGAUGACGCAUUCGCGUUAAACUGGUUUAGCUUUUACAGUCUCGCUAAAUUCUUUUUCAAAACAGAUGAUGGGAAUAAUUGGAAAUUAGUGGCGAGGUAUAUUAUACAGAGUUGUCAGAUAGCAAACGAGUCAUCUCCUGCUAAAGAUCCGAUCGUAGAACCGCAUUACUUAUUGGUUAACGCCAGUUACAAAUGGACAAAGAAAGGCAUCAUAAAUAUUAAUGAAGCUCUAGCCCUAUUAUCAAAAGACAACCAAUUUUUCCAAGAGCAUGAGGGGUUUUGGGUUAACGAUGAAGGACUCGCUGGGGACUACCAAGAAAAAGUAUUUUUUGACAAGAUUAUGAAACUACUUCAUCACCUAUUAUCGGUUGAUAAAAAAAAAUGGCAGCACAGGCCUCGUUACAGAAUUGCGCGGAUAUUGUUUGAUGAUCUUGGUGACGUGAAUGCUGCUUUGAAAGAAAUGGAUAGCUUAAUAUCCGCGAAAAGUGUGAACAAAAACUUGGUUAACAUAUGGAAGCCAGAUUUUGAAAGACCAGGGAAGCAUUUUAUCUAUACAUAUCAGUAUUUGGUUUUGUAUUUGAACUUACUUUUCGCCAUAAAGGAUUUCAACACGACUGGUCUCGUUAUAAAGAAACUAAGGCGUUUCGGUUCUGGAACAGUGAACAUAAACGAACUGUUAGAACGUGCCAUUGGUGUAUAUACGCAAAGUGCUAAGGGAAAAUUACAAUUACAAAACAAGAGUUAUGUCGAGCAGAUCCUUCCGACGCUCAACUACCAGAACUUUUUGAAAAUCAGUGAACAACUAAACCAGGUUUUUGACCAAAGCAAGUAUCCCGAAGAUAUAUCAUCUGGACUGAAACUUGCAUUCCAGCUGAAGAAGGGACAUAGUGGGAUUGCCUUCGACAGUGUAUGUCUAGGCAUAUAUUUCGAGUAUCUCUAUUACCCCUUAGCCCAUCAGGACCAGUCCCUUACAAAUGAAAACGAUGAGAGUAGUCCAGCACCACCAUCUUCAGGUUCUGUGACUUCAAAGAACACUCCAGACUCUACUUCUAAGCCAAGUGUUGUGAAGAAACGAGUGACUAAGAAGGAAGUCUUUGAUAGAAUCAGACUUUUGGUAGACAAGAUCACGUGA
Molecule: messenger RNA, 4947 nt
Organism: Saccharomyces kudriavzevii IFO 1802
Lineage: Eukaryota; Fungi; Ascomycota; Saccharomycetes; Saccharomycetales; Saccharomycetaceae
Gene: HIR3
Product: Hir3p
Exons: 1
Coding region: 1-4947 (1648 amino acids)
Biological process (GO): chromatin organization
Cellular component (GO): HIR complex; nucleus
Molecular function (GO): nucleosome binding
Source: RefSeq, a predicted model, not a curated record